Messenger RNA from Raphanus sativus (radish), 1404 nucleotides. RefSeq lists its product as uncharacterized. The transcript has 5 exons. NCBI's taxonomy places the organism in Eukaryota, Viridiplantae, Streptophyta, Magnoliopsida, Brassicales, Brassicaceae. Gene Ontology annotation, biological process: proteolysis. The coding region runs from base 1 to 1404 and encodes 467 amino acids. The record is from RefSeq and is a predicted model, not a curated record. Gene Ontology annotation, molecular function: cysteine-type peptidase activity.
AUGAAGGCUUUCGUGACACAGUUGUUUGAAGACAACUUCUCUGCAAUGGAAAAGAGGCUACAGAAACAGAUGUCCGAGACAUUUGAGCAAAUGAAGUCGGACCUCAUUGCUUACCGAAAAGAAGCAAGCGUUGAAGUUGAGCAUGGAGGGCCUUCACCGUCCAAGGCAACAACGAGCCAACCACCGUUGAGGAGGUCCACACGAGGGAUGGUUUCGGUGUCUGUUUGUGUUAUUGUCUUAUAUGAUAUCGGCCUGGAUUUUGUUGUGUUUUAUAAGGAAGCAGUCGCGAGUCCAGUUAAAUUCAGUCAAGAUGAUGAUAUCUUUCGAGGGAUAGGUACUCAAGGCGUUGAAAAUCUUUCUCAGGCUUCGCAUGUGCCCGAAGUUGAUCCAUCUCAGACAGAUAAGGAAGAAGAUUGGUGGACUCCAAUGACUACAGCACGAGGUUCACGAGCUAAAGACAAGGCACCACCUCCGUCACAGUGGAAGAAAUGGUCUAAAGGAAAUGGCAAAGGACCUCAGCUUAGUGAUACACCAUUGCCACAAGAUGAUUCUCCUGAGUCGCAACUGUAUUAUUUCUCUGAAGAAUCAUGGGACAGAUUCACGCAAUGGUCUAUGAAUCCCAUACCUUUGCAAAUUGGUCCUACAAUCUUCAAUUCGACUGUAGCUACAAGGAUAAUAUGUGCUGGAAAAUGGCUUGGGAACGACGAAAUGGAUGCUUAUAUGUUUAUAUGGCGAGUUAACACAUCUUUGGGACGUUGGGGCCCAACCCGUGUUGUUUUCAUGUCCGCUAUUUUCAGCCUCCAACUCAACGCCGCAUACAAUGUGUUCCACCCUGACAAGAAAUCUUACCAAUUGCCUGAGUUUCUUCUUGGUUACGGGAGAGGAGAACUUCCAUCUCAUGGGCGGACUGAUCUAGUUUGGGGCGUUGAUAUUGAUCGUCUAUACUUUCCGUUGUUUGUGAACGGUAAUCACUGGAUUGCUGUCACCGUAAACAUCAUUGAAAGAAAAGUGGAAGCUUUUGAUUGCGGUGGGAGAAGGAAUAAGAAUAAGCAAUCCCUUGAGAAGUUUGCUCACAUGAUUCCUAGGAUAGUGAAGGCCGUUGCACCACCUGAUAGACAGAAGAAGCUACUCCUGUCACCAUAUACUAUUGUGGAAGUCCCUAUGAAGAAGAGAUUGAACAAGUCAUGUUGUGAUUGCGGUGUAUACGCACUCAAACACUUGGAGUGCCUACUGCUUGGUGUCGACGUCAGCUUAGUGGAUGACGAAAUCAUCCAGGGUUGCAGACAAAAGAUUGGUGUGGAAUUAUGGGAGGCUACCCAAGAUCCCAUUUUCGCUGAUGCUAUGACUCGAUAUGUGCCUUCACCAUGGGAGAGGUCUGAGGUCUUUGACCUUGAAGAAGACUGA